CGUAGAUACAGAUUGCAGGUCAAUCCUCCCUGGAAUCUCGCACGUAUCUCCUCGUGCAAUGCCAAAAAUGGUAGUCCCCGUCGAUACUGCUACGAUACAACCGCAGGCUUUGGCGCAUAUGUGUAUGUGAUCGAUUCAGGCAUUAACCUUUCGCAUCCUGAAUUCUCAGGUCGAGCUUUCCAAGGAGCAAACUUCGUCCCUGGGUCUAUCGACGAUGAUGAACUCGAUCAUGGCACUUAUGUCGCAGCGAUUAUCGGGGGCAAAACUUACGGGGUGGCUAAGAACUGCACCAUGAUUUCUGUCAAGGUGAUUAGCAAAAGCGGCAGAAGUAACAUGUGGUGGCUCUGGCAGGGCAUAUACUGGGCUAUCCGUGACGCCAAGGCGAGGGGUAUUUCUGACAGGAGCGUUAUCAACAUAUCUGCAGGCGGUCCUCAAAGCGUCUAUGUUAACGAUGCGGUACAGGCUGCUACUGAUGCAGGUAUUACUGUGGUUGUUUCAGCUGGUAACGACGCUGACUUCGCCAUGUUCCGCUCCCCUGCCUCUGCCCCAUCCGCUAUCACAGUAGCCGCAAGUGGUCCAGAUGACUGUCGCACUCCUUGCUCCAACUACGGUCCCUGCGUUGAUAUCUUUGCACCAGGUGCUAACAUUGCUAGCGCCUGGAACAAUAAAGAAACUGAAACAAGGUAUGCCUCUGGUACGAGUGCGGCAGCACCACAUGUUGCAGGUCUAGCUGCAUAUUUCAUAUCCAGUGAGAAUCUGAGGGGUUCUGAGGCUGUUAAGGAGCGAAUUCUUGGCGCAAGUUUGGGUGGUGUAAUUAAGGAUGUGCGUUGCAGUAGUAACCGCCUUGCGCAUAACGGCAACCAAGUAUUUUAAGAAGUAACCUUUUUGAUAGCUUUACCAGGAGCUAAAUAGAGGGCCAACUCUGGCAGAGGGGUCACUGGGAUAAGGAUAGAUAGUGACUUGAGUAGCAAAUCUUCGCCUUUUUUAUACAACCGUUAUCAACGUUGUCUUCUGGACCAUCAGCGUGUUGCCGGCCGUUUUGACAAUUUGGAAGGUUGAGGGCCGUGUUA
Messenger RNA from Fusarium redolens, 1070 nucleotides. Its product is annotated as peptidase S8/S53 domain-containing protein. The transcript has a single exon. Gene Ontology annotation, molecular function: serine-type endopeptidase activity. The record is from RefSeq and is a predicted model, not a curated record. Gene Ontology annotation, biological process: proteolysis. Lineage: Eukaryota; Fungi; Ascomycota; Sordariomycetes; Hypocreales; Nectriaceae. The annotation marks the transcript as partial.